Messenger RNA from Laetiporus sulphureus 93-53, 669 nucleotides. RefSeq lists its product as uncharacterized. NCBI's taxonomy places the organism in Eukaryota, Fungi, Basidiomycota, Agaricomycetes, Polyporales, Laetiporaceae. The transcript has 5 exons. The record is from RefSeq and is a predicted model, not a curated record. The coding region runs from base 1 to 669 and encodes 222 amino acids.
AUGAGUAUGCAGAGCUUCUCAUUGGAUGUGGAUGGAGAGUAUGUGGCGGUGCAGGAUGGCACGGAUGCAGUGUCUGUGUUGAUCUCGAGAUUGACGAGCAUGAAUAUCACCCCGAGGGAGGAGCACAAGGUUGGCUCGGUCAGUGAAUCCACCUUUGUGGUGAAUGUGAAACCUGGUGAAGAACACAGUGAUGCUGAUUUUACUGACUACAUGUGUUGGUGGGUCCAUGAUGUUCCCUUGAAUGCCUCCUCAGCAGACCUGCAAGAGGCAUUUGUGCCCACUAGUGAUGUGAAGGGCAUUUGGGUCCCCUUCCAAGAGUUCCACAGCAUCAUUAUUUUUGCAAUACCCAGACUGGAGGACAUGCAUCUCACUGUGAAAUAUGUGAGCACUGAGCAAAUCGAGAGGGUCAUUGGGAAGUCAGUGUUUGUAGAUGAGAUGGACGGAACACUUUAUGUGUCUGUUGCAGACCACCACUUCCAGUCUGCUGUGCUGCAGAAUGUCUUGGCUUCCUUCAGCAAGCUGAUGUUGCACAAGGCUGUUGACUUGCAGGAACAAAAUUUCCAGAUUGAGUACUAUGAUGCGCGUGAUGCAGCCAAUGGGUACCACGCUCUUCACGAUCACACUUUCCUUGGUGUCCAUCUUCCGCUGUUGACAAAGAAGGAUGCAUAG